This is a messenger RNA of Melampsora larici-populina 98AG31, 946 nucleotides long. RefSeq lists its product as uncharacterized. The record is from RefSeq and is a predicted model, not a curated record. The annotation marks the transcript as partial. Gene Ontology annotation, molecular function: acetyl-CoA synthetase activity. NCBI's taxonomy places the organism in Eukaryota, Fungi, Basidiomycota, Pucciniomycetes, Pucciniales, Melampsoraceae. The transcript has 5 exons. Gene Ontology annotation, biological process: acetyl-CoA biosynthetic process. Gene Ontology annotation, cellular component: cytosol.
CCGCUUAUGUAACUCAGAAAGCGUUGGCAUAUGUCAAGGCUCGAAUUUUUCGCAAAGUCCUUCCAAUCUCAGAUCCAGCUACUCGAUCACGCACACACUACAUAAAUACCUGUAACUCGAUUCAGAUCUGACAACAUGGCAACCCAGUCAACUAUCAAAGCCUUAGAGAUCCCAUCACUUCUAAGCGGGCAUCCAAAACCCCAUGUUGAUGAGGCAGCCUAUGAAACGAUGUACAAGCAAAGUAUCGAGAGUCCGGUUGAAUUUUGGGACAAGCAUGCUAAAGAAGUGAUUCAUUGGCAUCGUCCAUACACUCAAGUCAAACAAGGUGGAUUCGAUUGCGGUGAUAUGAGAUGGUUUGAAAAUGGUGGAUUGAAUGCAUCAUAUAAUUGCGUUGAUCGAUGGGCUAUCAAGCACCCAGAUAAAACCGCCAUCAUCUGGGAAGCAGACGAGCCGGCUGACAGUGCCGAGAUGUCGUACAGGGAGCUUCUGCAAGAAGUUUGCAGGCUCGCUAACGUAUUGGUGUCCAUGGGUGUCAGAAAAGGCGAUACAGUGGCCAUAUAUCUGCCUAUGAUACCACAGGCCGUGGUGGCUUUUCUGGCAUGUGCUCGGAUUGGUGCGAUUCAUUCCGUCAUCUUUGCUGGUUUCUCGGCAGAAUCGCUUCGAGAUCGCGUUCAAGACGCUCGAUCAAAAGUUGUCAUCACUACGGAUGAAGGCAAACGAGGCGGGAAAAAUAUUGCCACAAAAUCGAUCGUUGAUACCGCUCUUUCGGGCAUCACGGACCCUGAAAUCGCCCGCAAGGUGAUUGUUUAUAAGCGCACUGGAUCCAAUGUCAACUUUGUGGAAGGUCGAGAUGUGUGGUGGCAUGAAGUUUGCGCAUUGGCUAAGCCUUAUUGUCCCAUUGAAAUCAUGGACAGUGAAGAUCCUUUAUUGAACUGUCGCGACACCA